AUGAAGCCGCAGGUGCUCCUGUGCCUGCUGCACCUGGCAAUGCCUGAGGAGGCUUCCAAGGAGGGAUUGUGCGCGUCUGGAGCUUGUGAUUUGUCGCAGGCUGCGGAUGAAUGUGCCGCCCUCCAAGUGAAGAACGUGGCCGAAAGUCAAGCUGAUCCCAAGAAGAGGAAUCUCGAUCAGACAGAUAAUGGCAACUCCCCUGGACGUGUCACAGGUUGCAUCGGAGGGCUGUCACCUUGUGGAGUCUUCAAUGAGGCUACAUCAGUUUAUGUUGUCAGCAACACGGCCGGAUACGGUCUUGGGGAGUAUGUGGGCAACACCACCGGACAAAAUCAAUGGACCGUGAGUAAUUCAUGUGAAAUUCCUGAGUUCAGUUUUUUCAACUUGGGAGAAGAUGCCCCGGCGAACGGGAGCAUUCGGUUGCAGGGCAUCCCCGGUAAUCGAUGCGCUGGGCUUUCUACAUUCUCCGACUUUGUUGUGGCUGUUUGCUCGCGUGAGGUUAAGUUUACUUUCAAGUACAAUCCUUGA
This is a messenger RNA of Cladocopium goreaui, 528 nucleotides long. The record is from the annotation of a GenBank genome assembly. NCBI's taxonomy places the organism in Eukaryota, Dinophyceae, Suessiales, Symbiodiniaceae.